Pyrus x bretschneideri (Chinese white pear) is the source of this 1529-nucleotide messenger RNA. Its product is annotated as beta-glucuronosyltransferase GlcAT14A-like. NCBI's taxonomy places the organism in Eukaryota, Viridiplantae, Streptophyta, Magnoliopsida, Rosales, Rosaceae. Bases 242 to 1459 code for a protein of 405 amino acids. The record is from RefSeq and is a predicted model, not a curated record. The transcript has 4 exons. Gene Ontology annotation, molecular function: glucuronosyltransferase activity. Gene Ontology annotation, cellular component: membrane.
ACAAGAAAACUAAUUAAAACCUUAAAGAUCUCCCCCACCCAACAACAAUUAUACAGUGACUGACACAUCUAAAUCGCCUUCACUUUAAAGCAAGGAACCCAAACUUCACUUCCAACACAUUUCCUAAGCUCUCCUUCAUUGGCUUUACAAUUAGAACUCUCUCUCUCCUUAACCAUUUUAACUACUCUCUUUCUCUCUCUCUCUCUCUGUAAACAUUCUUCCAUCCCCAAAAUCUUCAGCAAUGGCCAUAAAAGUUUAUGUAAUAUCUUUCCUCCUAACUUCAGUUCUCUUCUCUCUCCUAUACAUCCCAACUAGGUUAAAAAUCCCCAUCCACAACUUCAAGCCAGUCAUAAACUACUUCAACUUAACCACCGUAUCCAGCAACAGCACCACCAAGCCAUAUCCGGUGACAUUUUCCUACCUAAUCUCUGCAUCCAAAGGCGAUUCCACGAAGCUAAAGCGCAUGCUGUAUGCCCUAUACCAUCCUGGAAAUUACUAUCUAAUCCAUAUGGAUUACGCUGCACCAGAAGAUGAGCACAGGGACAUUGCUGACUUUGUGGCUGGAGAUCCAGUUUUUGGGCAAGUUGGUAAUGUUUGGGUUUUGGGAAAACCUAAUUUGGUCACUUACAGAGGACCAACCAUGCUUGCCACUACUCUUCAUGCAUUGUCUUUGCUCCUGAGGACUUGGGAUUGGGAUUGGUUUAUCAAUCUUAGUGCUUCUGAUUAUCCUUUAAUCACUCAAGAUGAUCUGAUACAUGCUUUUUCUGAUUUACCAAGAGAUCUCAAUUUCAUACAUCACACAAGUCGCUUGGGUUGGAAGCUGAAUAAGAGAGGGAAGCCAAUGGUAAUAGACCCAGGACUGUACAGCCUGAAUAAAUCAGAGUUGUGGUGGGUCAUCAAACAAAGGGCUCUCCCAACUGCUUUCAAGCUUUACACAGGUUCAGCUUGGACAAUUUUAUCAAGAUCUUUUGCCGAGUAUUGCGUCGUAGGGUGGGACAAUCUGCCAAGGACUCUCCUCCUCUACUACACUAACUUUGUCUCAUCACCGGAAGGCUACUUCCAGACAGUAAUAUGCAACUCCGAAGACUACAAGAACACCACCGUCAAUCACGACCUUCAUUUCAUUACAUGGGAUACACCUCCGAAGCAGCAUCCGAGGUCUCUUGGACUGAGAGACCUCAGAAGAAUGAUUCUGAGCAACCGUCCAUUUGCUAGAAAGUUCAAGAAAAAUGCCCCUGUUCUAAACAAAAUUGAUCGCGACCUUCUUAAACGACAUCGCGGACAAUUUGCUUACGGGGGAUGGUGUUCUGGGAGUAAUGGGAAGACGCAAAAGGUAUGCUCGAGUUUGCAGAGUGAAAACUAUGGCGUUUUAAGACCUGGAUCCGGGUCUAGGAGGUUGAAAUCUUUGUUAAUGAAACUCCUCUCCACAAGGAACUUCAAGAAACAACAAUGCAGAUGAUUCUUUUUAUAACCAAAAUUAAUAAAUUGCAUGCUUGUAAUUGUGUGUUCUCUACAUGAUUUUUCGAAAU